AUGGAGGCACUAGGUGCUGCAGCCAGCGUUACUCAGUUCGUCCUGCUUUCACUGAAAUGUGUCAAAGAGGCUCACGAUGCUCUCUCGCAAUACAAAGAUGGUCCAGAUAUUUUAAAACGCCUAGCAAACGACUUUCUUGGUGUGCAGAACAUCUUAGAAGCCCUCUGUUACUCAGAAAACGUCGCAGGCAACACAACUUUAGAUGCGUACAUACAACAAAGCAUCAAAAGUCUUUGCUUAAUAGCAGAACGCCUCGUCGAGUUACAGAUCACACCAGGAGACAAAGGAGGCAAACGUCUGUGGCAACAUCUUAAAAUAGUUCUGAGCGAGGAUGAUAUGAAUCGCAUAAGAAGUGAGCUGGCACAGAUUGUCAACAUCCUAAAUUUGCGUCUACUGGUUUUGUCUCGGAACACAGUUUCUCAAAUAAAGGACGACACACAACAAGUUAGGAAUCAGAUGACUACGAUGGACACCUCAUUGCAGUCUUAUCAUCAAUUACAAACAGCUGGUUUUCAGGCCUUUGAGAACAGCCUGUUAAAUACUCACAAUGGACAUCACAGAGACUACCAAAGCAGGUUGUCUUCAAUUCAACACUCACUUGACUCAACAUCAUCCAUCUCCGUGUCGAGAUUUCAGGAUAUGCGUUCACUGUUGGAUGAGAUUAAAGAUCUUGUUGUUUUAGAGGGCAAGGCUACUAGAGAAGCAUCGGCCAGUAACAAUAUUGGAAGCGAAGGCACCACAAACAAGCCUCAGAAUUCGGCCAUGUUGGAAAGUAUCGAACGUCUCGGCGCUUUGAUCGAUGCCAAACGCGAGUCUUGCAAUGUCUAUGCUGAAGAGGAUGACCUGGCGGAUUCUGCAAUAGAAGAUCUACAGGAUCUGCUGGCUGCUAUUCGACGGGAGAGACAUAACAAAAUCGAGAAAGAGAUGUUGGAUGGACUGCGUCGAUUUAGUCGGUACUUUGGACAAUACGAGGUGUCUAUCAAUUCUGGAACCAACGGAAGCCGUCAAGUCACAGGAAGGAUCCUAGAUCAAGAACGAACGUAUAAACAAGCAGAUGUCGGUUUAGGGAAGAUGAGCCUUAUGAUACACAAGCGGAAACGAACAGUUUCUACCAAGAAUGAGAGAAAUACAACUGGACUAGUUGAAGGACAUCUGACUGAUUAUAACAUGUCACUCACUUUUCUUCCCAAUGGGAAUCGGAACCACCAUAUGCUGAUGGCUACAAUAACCCAAAGAGAGAUACUGGCGGGAAGCGUUUCGUCCAUCUCACAACUCCAAGUGAACAAGAUUCUCCCAUUGGGCUCACCGGUAUUUGAGAUUGUGAAGACGGGCAGGAUCCAGGAGCUCCGUCAAUUGCUCCAAAGUGGCAAGGCUUCUAUUCGAGACCAUGAUGAAAAGGGCGCCUCUUUACUGUUUUAUUCUCUAGAGCAACCAGAGAUGUGCAAAUUCUUACUAGAGGAAGGACUUGACGUCGAUCAUGUUACAUAUAAUAACGGCACCCACUGCUUGCAACGGCACAAUGGGUGGGAUGAUACUGUCAUCCCAGAUCAACAACUCAAACGGAUUAACGCAUGUCGCAGGUUGCUAUUGACUGCGGGAGCCGAUCCAACAUACAAGGACCCAAAUAACAAAUUGUCAAUGAGCUUCCUCGACACAGUGAGAGCUUUGCCAGACCGACUUGACACAAUUGACUUCGCAUGGAAUUCAGGACUUGUCACUCCUUUUGCAAGCUUUCGCGACUGGGUUAAUUAUGAGGGCAUGUCGACAUUCUUGAAUGCUUGUACGCAUUUCAAGAUAUCUGCAGAUAUCUUGAAACACCUUGUGUCUAUGGGCGCAAAUGUCCACGACCGAUCGAGCAAGGGGGAGACAUGCCUGCAUUUAUUGGUAGAUCAUACUCCCCCGGAACAAGACAUCAUCAUCAGGUUAGAGUGUCUUGUGUAUCUUCUUCAACAGGGAGCAGAUCCACACGCUCGGGAUAAUGAAGGCAGGACUCCCUCAAGUAUUGCUUAUAGCAUGCUUGGCCACAGAGAUACGAUUGACGGAACUCUCGGGGACGUGUGGGACGCAGCGUUGCACAUCAGCGGGUUCGAUAUUUCCCACUUUCGCACGAUUUCUCGUCGUUUACCGAGAUAUGACCCCUCGUUCUACACGCGACAGAUGUUUGAAGAGCUCUGGAUAGGAAGGGAAGAUCAGUGUCCAUACUGGGACGAUGAACCAUGGCCACCUGCAGGACCUGGGGAAAGGGAUAGAGAUCACCAUUCCGACAUGGAUUCAUACGGGUGCGUCUCGGAUUUUGAUGUCUCGCACGAUGGCAAUUUAUCGGAGGAAGAAGAAGAUGAUGAUGAUGAAGACGGGGGUGCGCUACUGCUAUGA
Molecule: messenger RNA, 2373 nt
Organism: Fusarium venenatum
Lineage: Eukaryota; Fungi; Ascomycota; Sordariomycetes; Hypocreales; Nectriaceae
Product: ankyrin repeat-containing domain protein
Molecular function (GO): protein binding
Source: RefSeq, a predicted model, not a curated record